Messenger RNA from Xylona heveae TC161, 1328 nucleotides. RefSeq lists its product as hypothetical. Bases 162 to 995 code for a protein of 277 amino acids. The transcript has 2 exons. Gene Ontology annotation, molecular function: FMN binding. The record is from RefSeq and is a predicted model, not a curated record. Lineage: Eukaryota; Fungi; Ascomycota; Xylonomycetes; Xylonales; Xylonaceae.
UUCAGAAAUAAUAAAUACCGCCACAUUAUUCUCAGGACCCAUGUCUUGUCACUACACUUUGAUCAUUUAAAUAUAGAUAGAUAUAAAUACCUGUUCGAAAGAUUAAAACCGCCACCAUACCUCUCUCAACCGCAAACCGCCUCGCGCAAAUACUGCGCACCAUGUCUACCACGACAAGCAAGUCACCUUCUGUAGCGGCAUCAUGGAAGCCCAUCUUCCUCUCACACAUUGGAAAGAUGCCUUCGCCUGAAUUUGUCUUUUCCAGCCUCCAUCCAGCCCCAAGCGGCUCACCGACACCCUAUGUUCCUCGGGCACGAUACUGCGUCUUCCGCGGAAUGUGGACGGAACUACCUCACAAUGAGCGCAACGAGGCCCCUCGUAAUGAACAAAUCUACGAGAGCGAAUUGCCUACAUUUACAACAGAUGUGCGCAUGCAGAAGGCUGCGGAGAUCUUCACGUCUUCGGCCGGCCACGGAAACCCCGAGCAAUCGACUGGCAGUGGCGGCGGCGGGCCGGUCGAGGCGGUCUGGUGGGUCAAGGACGUCAUGACGCAGUGGAGAAUUACGGGAGAAGCUUUUGUGAUUGCGGACGAUAUUGAAGGCGGAGGAGGCGAGGAAAGUAGUGGCGUACGUACCGUAAAGAGCGAACUGGGUACGCGCAUGAGGGUGGUCAAGCCUGGAAAGGAAAUGGAGUGGAGCUGGGGCAAAGAAGUGACGGCCCAUUUUGGGAAUAUGUCCCCUGGAAUGAGAGGUUCUUUUCGAGGCCCGCCCCCAGGGACGCCAGUAACGGGUCCUCCGCCGCCCGGGCAAGAAUUAGGUCAAAAAGUAACUGAUCUGAAUGAUCCCAUUGCUCGCAAGAAUUUCCGUGUGGUGGUGAUCAAGCCCGAGACGGUUGAGCAGACAGACUUGAGCGAUCCUAGCACUUCUCGGCGCUGGCGUUGGACGUUUACUGGGGAUGGUCAAGAUGGGUGGAAGAAGGAGGAACUGUGGCCAUGAUUUGAAAAAAAAAAAAAAAGUUUAUUGCAGCAGACUUGGCCGCAACUAGCCGCAGUCCAUUGUCAUUGCUGUUGAAGAUCCUCUUCCCCUCUUGUCAUUAGAGCUUAGAGGUUUGAAGAUUAUCAGAUUAUCGGCACCUGAUGAACCCCUUCAGCGAGCUAUUUGAAUCGCUUAAAUCAGAUCCAAUUGAAAAGAUCCUCGAGCGUCGAAACAGCGGUCAUGACUUUUCAUCUUGGUCUAGAAUCAACCCUUUCCAUAUUCCAUAUUUGAUGACAUUAGAAUCUCUUAGGCAGCGUUCAACAUACCUUUACACCAAUCUGAAAUCAUAACUUC